ACAUCCCAGAAGUAGAAUAUGAAUGGGUUCCGUCCAUAAAGACUUUUUUUGUCCAGCCAAAGAUAAAUACGUCAUUAACCCAAGAAAAUUUGGAAAUACUACAGCCAAAGGACAUCUGAUGGCAGCAUCAUUGCCACAGAAGACGGGCAUGACAGGGAUGCCCACUCAGCAACAGCCCCCUCACAUGCCCCCCGGUGGCUCCCUGGCCGCAGGUCAACAGGCAAUGCCACCCCAGGGUGCCCUCCGAGAGAUCUCCCCUGUGUUCCUCUGUCGGAUUGGACAGGAAACCGUCCAGGACAUUGUCACUCGCACCAUGGAGAUCUUCCAAAUCACACGAGCAACGCAACUUCCCAAUGGUGUGACUCAAAGCCAGGCAAUGUACCAGGACCGCUUUGGAAAACUCCAGGAACACUUGAGGCAGCUCGCCCUGCUCUUCCGCAAACUUCGCCUGCUGUACGAACGCUGCGUGGAGAUGACCGCUGACCUGCAGGAAGGGCCGGCGGAGCUCGUGCCCUAUGUUGGAGAAGAGCUGGUCAACGUCAGAGUGGAGCCUUGUAGUCCUUCAGUCCACCAGGAGCGAAAAGACAUCCUUGAGAGAGUACGUCAAAAGAACCACGAGAUGAAGGUUCUUAUGGAUCAGAUGAGGAACUUGCUGUGGGACGUCAAUGCCAUGUUGACACUGAGGAAGUGAUCAAUCCCGAUGGACAGACCGGGGAGAGUAUUUGCAGGGUGAUCAGCUUUUGCAAAGUAAUUGAUCUUUACCUCUCAAAGCCACAAGAUGGCGGCAAAGGUUUUUUUUGGGGGGGGGGGUCACUGGUGAAUUUCAAUUCACUUCAACGGAGUUCCUUGAGGCAGGCUGUUGGUCGACUGGUUAGCGUGCUGGCUGCAGAGGUGCAGGGUUCAAUUCCGGUACAGUACAUCUCAGGUGUGUAUGUGCACGCGUUAAAUGAGUCUUCCUCAAAGUGUGCCCUUGUUGUUCAGGUUUGCUUGCCUGUGAAUGUAAUUUUGUCAACUGGGCCAUAUGUGUUUUGUACCAAGUAAAAAUGUUUUUUCUCAUUAAAACUACGGGAAAAAAAAAGUC
Hippocampus comes (tiger tail seahorse) is the source of this 1081-nucleotide messenger RNA. RefSeq names its product mediator of RNA polymerase II transcription subunit 30. Gene Ontology annotation, cellular component: mediator complex. NCBI's taxonomy places the organism in Eukaryota, Metazoa, Chordata, Actinopteri, Syngnathiformes, Syngnathidae. The record is from RefSeq and is a predicted model, not a curated record. Gene Ontology annotation, molecular function: transcription coregulator activity. The coding region runs from base 23 to 691 and encodes 222 amino acids. The transcript has 5 exons. Gene Ontology annotation, biological process: positive regulation of DNA-templated transcription.